Myxocyprinus asiaticus (Chinese sucker) is the source of this 2510-nucleotide messenger RNA. Its product is annotated as sodium/potassium-transporting ATPase subunit beta-1-interacting protein 1-like. Gene Ontology annotation, biological process: regulation of sodium ion transport. The transcript is spliced from 7 exons. The record is from RefSeq and is a predicted model, not a curated record. Bases 675 to 1412 code for a protein of 245 amino acids. Lineage: Eukaryota; Metazoa; Chordata; Actinopteri; Cypriniformes; Catostomidae.
UAAGUUAACUUGCAUAAGGAUAGUGUGGGAUAUACUUUGAUAAAUGUGUUUAUUACUGCAUGAUGAUUUUCUUUGUGCGCUCACUGCAAACGCCUCGUGUUGUAUCGUGUAGAGCGGGCGGCGAGCGUCUCUAUGCGGUUGCGCGAGCGGGUUGUAGACUUGCACGAGGGUGUUUGAUUUCCACCCACAAACCCCUCUCCGCUCAUCUUCCCGGUGCCGAUGUUGACAAAGAGCCGUAGCUGCAGGAUGGUUGCUCGAGCUACAUCGCCGGUCUGAGACCACCUACGGCAAAACUGCCUCCCCAUUGGGUCGGAAAAGCGAAUACCGGACAGCACCGUAAUUCACAAAGACGCACUUUGUGUUAGCUACAGAUUUCCGUGUCCCUCCACCCCCUCGUCUCGCGCUCCGUCUGAUGCUUAUCAUAUGAUGCUCAUUUCUGUCGGUUAAGCGUGUUCUCCUUAUCUCUCGCCGUCUUUCUUAUUUCUUUGGUAUUUUGGAUUAUUAAUUUAAGGUGUGGCAGAUCCGGAGGAUUCGGAACCGCAGCGGGCUGUAACCCUACCUGCUUAAGACGUUUCAAUUAGAACAAUUAAAUCGGACCAUCGGCUCAGAUCCGAUAUGAUCAAUCUGAAAGCAUCGACGCACGGAAGCAUGCACGCGGCCCGGUGGGUUUCUUGAUGUUUUCAAAAGGAAACCGUGAAGCAAGAGCGAAGAGCGCGCUGGACCUCACUGGGGACUCCGCUUUCUCCCGUCGCCUCGCGGGGCCCAAGCCGUGCCUCAAGCGCGAGAGCAUGGGUCGGUGCGAUGGGAGGUGCACGCUGGUGGUCAUUUGCUGCCUGCAGCUGGUUGCUGCAUUACAGAGGCAGGUGUUUGACUUUCUGGGAUAUCAGUGGGCUCCCAUUCUUGCCAAUUUCCUCCAUAUCAUGGCUGUCAUUUUAGGAGUGUUUGGAACUGUGCAAGUCCGCUCCAGAUAUCUUAUGCUGUAUGCUGUGUGGCUUCUUGUCUGGGUUGGCUGGAACUCUUUCAUCAUCUGUUUUUAUCUGGAAGUUGGUCACCUGUCACAGGAUCGGGAUUUCCUGAUGACAUUUAACACAUCACUUCAUCGUUCCUGGUGGAUGGAGAAUGGGCCUGGUUGCUUAGUUACACCAGUGCCUGACUCGCCAUUGGCCCCUCAGGAUCAUCAUGUGAUCACUGUCAGUGGCUGCCUGCUGGACUACCAAUACAUAGAGGUGGUCAGCUCAGCCUUGCAAGUGUUCCUUGCACUCUUUGGAUUUGUCUAUGCCUGGUAUGUUAGUAAAGUCUUCCUGGAUGAUGAGGACAGCUUCGAUUUCAUUGGUGGAUUUGACACUUAUGGAUACCAGCCUCCACAGAAGAGUUCUCACUUACAGCUGCAGCCUCUCUAUACGGCUGGAUAGAAACCAAGAGAAACAACUGCCUCAGAUGAAGUCCUAUGGAUAUGGUCUACCAGCUUCAACGUCUGUGUGUCUCAAACUUUGUCUCCCUCUACUGGAGAAUAUAUAGUGCACCACCGCAGGCGCGUGUGUGACAGAAUGAGAGAGAGAACAAGCAAAUGGACAAAACCACAAAAUGCUUAAGCCUCUCACUGAGACAAGCAUUAUUAAACAGGACUUGAAGAUGGUAACAGAUCUUCUGUACAUGUGUUAAAAUGUGCACACCAGCACAUAGGCCUUUGUAUAUGUUUGUGUACUCGCAAGUCGGCCAACCUUUGACCCAGGUAAUCUUUGAACACAUCCCAGAGCUUCUCACUCAGCUGUUUUUGGUGUGUGCGCAUGGAGGAGAGAGAAUUUAUACACUGAUAUAAGAUGCUAUCAUGUUAUGUGUUAGAUGAAUGUUUUAGGUUGGGUAGGUGUGUAUUUGGGGAAUGCAGUAGGACUUUGUGCAUGUAAAAAUCACGAUAGAAGAAUCGAGCCUCUGGGUGGCCCUCAUACAUCAGCGUACAUGAGUGGGUGUUUCUGAUUGUGUUGAUGUACACGGACAAGUUUUGAUAUGUACUUACGCACCUGAAGCAUAAUGUGACUAGCCAUAAAUGUUUAUUUGAAAACAACUUUAGAAUGAAUGUAUGUUAACAUCCCAUACUUGUUCCUGGAAGGAUGUGUUUGUGUGAGUGUGAGAUAGAAGCGAGUGGGUGAUUGAGGGAUAUGCCUGAUGGGUGGGGAUAGUUCAGCAUAAACUCUUCCUAGAUUAUUCUAUGUUUUGCUCACUUGUAAAUACACAACAGAGGGUAUAUGUGAAACAAAGGACCAUUUUUAUUCACACAAGUACUUGGGUAUCGGUCUCAGGUUUAUGCCUCUCCUCCGUGUAUAAAACUUGCGCUCGCUUGAGAGCUGUGAUUCAGACAGGAGGACAGUGGACAGACCUGUUUAAUCUCACUACGUCAUUAGUUGCUAAAGCUCACUCGCAGCCAAUGUCCUUUUUCUCUUUAGACAAAGGCAGUUAUGUAGGGUCCACAAACCUACAGCCUGUUAUCUUAGAAUAAAGGAUUUUUAAAUUCA